Naegleria fowleri is the source of this 1569-nucleotide messenger RNA. RefSeq lists its product as uncharacterized. The record is from RefSeq and is a predicted model, not a curated record. The coding region runs from base 1 to 1569 and encodes 522 amino acids. The transcript has a single exon. Lineage: Eukaryota; Heterolobosea; Eutetramitea; Acrasida; Naegleriidae.
AUGAUCCACAACAAUACAAAUGAGGAAAAUGUACUCUCAUCUUCCUCUUUCUCGUCCUCCUCGUUUAUGGACCGAGAGUGGAGCUUGAUUCACUAUGAUCAAGCUUCACAGGAGAGUUUGAUGUUCAAUAUUGUAAAGGUAACGUUUCUAAUUUCGAGUCGUACUGACCCUGUUGUUGACUUUGUCCCAUUCAAACUUUACAGUAGCUUGAAAUAUAAGUUUAGCAUGGAAGUUGAAGCAGAGAGCGUUAAUGUACAGACGACGACGAAAAAGUUCUCGAGUGCACUGCUCUCUGAUGAAGAUGACCAGCAAACAACAAUGAAGUCAUUGUUGAAUACAAACGGUCAGAGCUACGGAACGAAAGAAACGACGCUACCACAAAAACUUUUGGCAGACAUUGAUAUUGUGAACAGCCAAGAUGGAACUUCACUUCUCCAUACAUCUAACAACAAUACAGGUAAGAAGAAGGAAAUUCUGAAAGGAGAAACACAUCUUUCUCUCCAAUCAACGCGCGAAGAGCGAAAACCCAUCAUUGCCAAAAGGAAAUAUCGUCGAUCAACAACCUCAAAACAACAUAACGGUAAGGACAAUGACAACAUGACCCAUGAGGACGAUUACAGCAGCACUCAUAGCGAGGACUCUCUUGACAGCCAGUCGUCUUCACAACAACGAACGACUGACAACCAUCAUACGCCACAACCAGCACGAACACUGCUCACUUGUAACACUAAAUUUCAAUUCAGUGAUGUUGCGUAUCAUCACCAAAAGGAAAACGUUUGUAUGAGAGUUAGCUUGUACACACCCGAGGCUUACUCUCAAGGUAAGCAAAAACCUCUUAUUGUUAUGGUAAGUGCACCAUUCCAAGUAUAUGGAAGAAGAACUACCGAACAGAGAGAUGAGGAAGUCACUAAAAAGAGACUCUACAUGGAACAAGCCAAGGACGUUGAUCCAUAUGAGACCUUCCUUUCCAAGAAGCUCAAGUUAACCAUGAGCGAUGAUGAAAAACUCCGACUCUAUGAAAAGCAACUUGCAUCAUUGAUGGAAACACUAAGAACAUUGCCCAACGAAGAGCAACAAUUGGCCUUCAUGCAAGCCUUCAGAUGCUUGGUGGAUGGUUGUGACCAACCUGAAUGUUUGGACGCAACCACUACCUCCUUGGAAUACAUGCAAGAGCAUGAGGGAGACGAGGUUACUGCCUCUAAUUUCUCAACCCACGAAGCACCAACAAUGGAACCCCUUACGGAAGAUCCGCUCUAUGCAGAAUUUUGGCUGUGUGAUCCAAACUCGUCCUCAUUCCACUCUUCUGUUCAAUGUGACACUACCCAAGAGCUCUCCUCAACCAGCAACGCCAUUACUUCUCCCUCAAACAUUUACUCGUGUGAAGAAUUGUCAUGUUCUCAUGAAGAUCCUUACUCGCCUCUUCUCAAGAAAGAUCAAUUCGAUGACUUUGACAUCUCUCGAUACUCCGAAAUGGAUUCUCUGAACUUUUUCGACUCAGAUACCUCCGAAGGCUCUGACUCUCAAUCGAACUCAUUAGACCCAUCCUUGGACCUAUUAAGCAGUUUUUAA